GGAAGAGAUGGAUUCUGGCAACAGUGGGAGUUUACAGUCAUCGAGUGGUGGUGAUGAGGAGUACGAUUCACGCGCCGACUCCAUAUCAGCCUUCACGAACCCAAAAGGCCAUGUUGGUCCCAUGUCAAACCACCCACCACCACCACUACACAACCACCCUACUUCCUUUAUGUUUGACCCACCACCAAACUAUUUCGAACCCAUGCCACCACCACCACAAGCACCAUCAAACCCAAACUCAGUUCUCAAUCUAGACAUGGUCUGGUCCAAAACCCUAAGAUCUGAGCCAAAUUGCUCUGAAAUCAUCAACCCCAUCAUGCCCUCCUCAUCUUCUCUCCAACCCUUUUUUCUCUCUCAUCAAGAUCAGUAUCAUGGCCCUUUCACCACCCAAUCACCUCCAGUUCCAUUUCUUCCUCCUGUACCAGAAACUACUACAACAUCUGAUCAAAAUCAAGUUGUACGAAACCCUAAGAAACGAUCAAGGGCUUCAAGGCGCACACCAACUACUGUGUUGACCACGGACACCACCAAUUUCAGAGCCAUGGUUCAGGAGUUCACUGGCAUCCCAGCACCACCAUUCACAUCCUCCUCAUCCUUCCCUAGAAGCAGACUUGAUCUUUUUGGUACACCCUCCACCAUAAGAUCCCAACUCUUAGACCCUUCACAACGAGCCUUAGAUCUCCUUAGACCUUUUGCUCACAAAGUUCAACCAUAUCCACCAUUUUUCUCUUCUUCUCUGUUUAAUUCUUCUAACAACAUCACUUCUUCUGGUUCUACACGUAGUGCUUCUAAUUCAACUUCAAUUAACAUGCAAAACCCAUUUCUCACAUUUCAGUCUCUCCUUCAACCUCCUGAUCCUAAAUACCCACUUGCAAAUUCAGGCUCAACAACCGAUGGGUCAUUUGAAAUCCAUACAAUUGAUUCAAAUCUCAAAAUGGGUGUUUUUGAAGAGCAUGGCUUGAGCCAUAGGCAAGUCCUGGUCUCUCCUGCUCCAAGUUGGGGCGACGGAGUACUUGGUUCAAAUGUUGCUGAUCAUCAAAGUCAUCAUCAGAGCUUUGUCAAUGGCAGUUUCAGCUCUUUGCGCAAUGUUAAAAAUGGGAAGCCAAAUAAUUCGGUUUCUUCUUCAUCAAAUCGUAAUCCAGUUUCAGAGAAUGUUUCUACAAGAUCAGGUGAAGUUAUGGUGGAACCAUGGAUAAGUUCUUCGGAUUAGUCGUAUUUUUAAUAUGAUUAUAUCGUAGAAUCUUUGAAAGCAAUGAUGGUGAUUAUCAUAAAACUUUGGAAAAGAAAGGUUAAUUAGUGUGGUCUUCAUGAUCUUAGCCAUGACUUU
Messenger RNA from Ilex paraguariensis (yerba mate), 1327 nucleotides. Lineage: Eukaryota; Viridiplantae; Streptophyta; Magnoliopsida; Aquifoliales; Aquifoliaceae. The record is from the annotation of a GenBank genome assembly.